UGCUCCAGGGGUGUGCGUGCAUAACGGCCGCGAAGCCCUAGACGCGGCCGCUAUAUAAGCGGGAGGAUCGCCUCCCAUCCUCCCCCUCCGCCGCCGCCGGGUACCACCCCCUCUUCCAAGAUGUCGAAGCGAGGGCGCGGAGGUUCCGCUGGUAACAAGUUCCGGAUGUCGCUGGGUCUGCCGGUGGCAGCCACUGUCAACUGUGCUGACAACACUGGUGCCAAGAACCUGUACAUCAUCUCCGUCAAGGGAAUCAAGGGGCGCCUCAAUAGGCUUCCUUCUGCCUGCGUUGGUGACAUGGUUAUGGCCACUGUCAAGAAGGGAAAGCCUGACCUCAGGAAGAAGGUCAUGCCGGCUGUCAUUGUCAGGCAGCGCAAGCCAUGGCGCCGAAAGGACGGUGUCUUCAUGUACUUUGAAGACAAUGCUGGAGUCAUUGUGAACCCAAAGGGAGAGAUGAAAGGUUCUGCCAUCACUGGACCGAUUGGGAAGGAGUGUGCCGACCUGUGGCCCAGGAUUGCCAGCGCAGCGAACGCCAUCGUCUGAUCUGAUCGCCGGAGCAGCUAGAUGAUCAAAGCUUUGAUAGCAUGUCCCUCUUUUCUUCUAGUUUAUUACUUGUGGCCCUUGAGGAUGAGUUUCCUGGAUUAUGUAAUGCUGCUGGAUUAUGGUCUGUUAGCUUAAGAUUUUGCACUGUGGUUUGGCUACUUAAGAUUUGGUGAGUUUGAACCUGAAAGAGCUUUUGAUCGGAUUUA
This is a messenger RNA of Triticum urartu, 749 nucleotides long. Its product is annotated as large ribosomal subunit protein uL14. The record is from RefSeq and is a predicted model, not a curated record. Gene Ontology annotation, cellular component: cytosolic large ribosomal subunit; ribosome. NCBI's taxonomy places the organism in Eukaryota, Viridiplantae, Streptophyta, Magnoliopsida, Poales, Poaceae. Gene Ontology annotation, biological process: translation. Gene Ontology annotation, molecular function: large ribosomal subunit rRNA binding; structural constituent of ribosome.